Molecule: messenger RNA, 702 nt
Organism: Guillardia theta CCMP2712
Lineage: Eukaryota; Cryptophyceae; Pyrenomonadales; Geminigeraceae
Exons: 9
Coding region: 1-702 (233 amino acids)
Source: RefSeq, a predicted model, not a curated record
AUGACGGAACUGCGGGUGGACGACCUGGACCCAGAAGACAGGAUGAUCUUCGACAAGUCUCCCUUCAUACAGAAGCGCUUAGAGGACUGGCAUUUCCGUGAAGUCCUCAACUUCUUCCAGACCAGCGUCACAAAUGACAAGAAGUGCAUUCGCACCAUUGUGGAGAGAGAAGUGGACGGGAAGCUGCUGUCUAGCAUGAACGAUGAAGAGAUGGCUGCAGCUCUGAACAUGUCCCUGGUGCAUGUCAAGAAAUUCAGGAUAAAACUGAAGAGAAUUCAAGAAGUUUUCAGUAAGGACAUGGAUGAAGAGGAAACAGAGCUCAAGUCAUUCUUGAAAGACAACAGCCUCGGACAUCUCUUUAACAAGUUGACCAUCAGCAUGAAUAUAAGAUCAGUUGCGAAGUUGAAGGAAGUUGUAGACAACGAAACUUUGGACACCGCUUACCUGCGAAUCAAGUUUGCGGAAGAAGUCAGGCAAGAUGUCGCUUCCUGUGUGCCGUUCUUGACGCACGAGGCGUCAGAUUGUAACAUCUGUUGUCGUUUAGUUUCAGGAGCACAAGCCGCUGGCUCGUUCGCCCCGAUGCGAGACUCUGGUCCCGGUCAAGUUUUCAUGUACAAAAGUGCAGAUCAACCACGAGAGAAGUCGGGGAGAAAUUCAGAGACGCCGAAAGUCCUCAAAUCUAUCCCAAGCAGGAGAGUGUAA